Molecule: messenger RNA, 3591 nt
Organism: Chrysochloris asiatica (Cape golden mole)
Lineage: Eukaryota; Metazoa; Chordata; Mammalia; Afrosoricida; Chrysochloridae
Gene: ZNF804A
Product: zinc finger protein 804A
Exons: 4
Coding region: 1-3591 (1196 amino acids)
Cellular component (GO): nucleus
Source: RefSeq, a predicted model, not a curated record
AUGGAGUGUUACUACAUUGUCAUCAGCUCCACGCAUCUCAGCAACGGACACUUUCGCAACAUCAAGGGAGUUUUCCGGGGCCCUCUCAGCAAGAACGGGACCAAAACUCUGGACUAUGCUGAGAAGGAAAAUACCAUAGCAAAAGCUCUUGAAGACCUGAAGGCAAAUUUCUACUGUGAACUCUGUGACAAGCAGUACUAUAAGCAUCAGGAGUUUGACAAUCAUAUUAAUUCUUAUGACCAUGCUCACAAGCAGAGGCUCAAAGAACUGAAACAAAGAGAAUUUGCUCGAAAUGUAGCAUCUAAAUCCAGGAAAGAUGGAAGAAAACAGGAAAAGGCACUUCAACGCUUACACAAGCUUGCAGAGCUAAGAAAGGAAACUGUAUGCGCUCCUGGAAGUGGCCCCAUGUUCAAGUCAACAACUGUUACUGUGAGAGAAAAUCUUAAUGACAUUUCACAAAAAGUUGUUGAUUCAGUUAAUAACCAGGAAGAAUUAAAAUAUCCAUUGAUUCGUAGUGAAGAGAAUUCUGAAGAUGUUACCACUGUUGCUGCAAAUUCCGAAAGUGCAAAUAAUUAUAGAGCAAAAAAUAACCAACUUGGGGAUCAAGCCUUGGGAAUUCACAGACACAAAAUAGGCUUUUCUUUUGCAUUUCCAAAGAAAGCAUCAGUGAGACUGGAGUCCUCAGCCGCAGCCUUUUCUGAAUACAAUGAUGAUGCCUCUGUGGGAAAAGGAUUUAGCAGAAAAAGGAGAUUUCUUCCUGAUGCUUGUCAUCUUCAACUAUCUUCACCAACAGAUCCUCUUUUGAGUUCUGAGGAGAAAGCUAACACUUUUCAUCUACCAGAGGAAAUGUGCUCUGACAAAGAAGAUACUCUUCAAACUCAAGAGUUGAAAGAAGUCUCUAGUAAAAAAGAUACAUUAUUAUUACCUCCAUUUUGCCACCCUCAAUCCCCUUUAUCUCCUGAUGCAGAUAAUUGCCAAACUUCAGUUUCAGUAGCAGAUAAGAUCUCACCAGAAGAUGUCAUUAUUAAUAGAGACAUGUCUAUGAAUUGUGGCAGCUGUAAAUUGUUAGAAAAUAAAUCCACAGUUUUUGAUGUAUGCACUGAUGGCUUGUCUUUGCAAGCUACUAUGGAGGCAAAUGCUAAGAACAAUGAUGCAUCCACAACUGAAGUUGAAAGUAAAAAUUGUGAUCCUGACAUUUUGGCAUUUUCAAAUAUUGAAGAGGAAAAUAUAAACUUACAUAAAAAAACAGGUUUAUGUAAAAGACAAUGUCAGCCUUUUGUACCCGUACUUAACAAACAUGGGUCAACAGUUCUUCAGUGGCCAUCAGAAAUGCUUAUUUACACAACUGCCAAGCCAUCAAUCUCCUAUAGUUGCAAUCCUCUCUGUUUUGACUUCAAGUCCACCAAAUUAAACAACAAUCUAGAUAAAAAUAAACUGUUGUUAAACGAUCCUAACACUCAGCAGAAAGGAGAAGACAUUUGCAAGGCACUAGUUUCAGAGGACAAGGCCACAUCUUUCACAGGUCUCAUUGGUUAUGAAAUUGUAGGUAGUAGAAGAGAAUACAGUCAAGUCACUCCUCUGUUAUCUGAUGAAACUCUCUCUAAGAGCUAUGCUUCUGGAAAAAAUGGAAAUGUGGGUCUGAGAAUUAAAAAUAUUUCAUGUAGAACAAGAAGCACGGAAAAAUAUAACAACACUAAAAAACAACUAAAACAGGAUACUUUAGAUAAGAAAUACAACAAAAUACGAUUGAAAGAUACUCAUGAACACUGGUUUCAUAAAAGUAGAAGAAAAAAAAGAAAAAGAAAGUUAUACCAACACCAUCAUGGGGAGAAAACCAAAGAAUUAGAAUUUCAUUGUAAAACAGAAAUGGAGAAUAAUUACAAUGAUAAAACUGGUUCAAAUCUAUUGGAAACAGUUUCAAAAAGGCAGCAUUUAAUUGCCAAACAAUUACCAGAAUCACAUCACUUACCUGAUAAUACACCCAAAUCUGUAUCGCCAUACCUAAGUGAAUACACCAAAUACAGUAACAGUGAUGCUGCCAACUCUAAAACCCCCUACGGAAAAAACACAAUUGUUUUAAAUGGACAAUCAAACCCAACCAUGAUACAUUCUGGAAAACAAAAUUUGACAUAUUCCAGAACUUUCUGUGGUUUGAAAUGCAAAAAGUCAAGCUGUACCCCAAAUCACAAAUGCUUAGUUCUUCAGAAAGAUGUGAAAUACAUGAGUCAAAAGCAGGCUGUUAAAAGAGGUUAUAAUUCUCUUGAAUCAGAAAGAUUCCAUAGAAAACGUAGACAACAUUCAUAUUCUUAUUCUUCAGAUGAAAGUUUAAACCAUCAGAAUUAUUUACCAGGGGAAAAUUUGAGGCCAUCAAGUACUUCAGUUGCUCCUUGUAAGCCUAAAAAGAAACGGAGGAGAAAAAGAAGCAGGCUGCACACUAGAUUUGAAGCUUUGGAACCUAAAGAGAAUUCAAAUUAUCUCAUGAAAGAUAAUGCUUCCGUAAGCAAUGUGGAUGAGUUAAAUGAAGACAAAAAAGAAGAAAUAAAACCACAUGAAAUUACAAAUACUGAAAGUAACUCAGAAAAAACAGACCAAGUCGAAAACAACCUGACUUUGGACUCAACCAAUCUUCUUCCACUUGAAACCAAUGGUGAAAUUGAACACGUAGUUAUGGAGACCACUUCUGGUAAAUUUUCAGAGGUUUCCAGUGACCCUACUACAUCUUUUUAUGUAGCUAGUGUUCCAACAAAAGUAGUAAUUGAAAAUACAUUGCUUGAACACAAGAAAAGAUGUGAGAUUAUUAAUAUUAAUGAAAAACAAAUUCCUUCCAAAGUGCCCAGUAUUGAAAGAAACUUUAAACAGGCACAACCUAAAUCAUACCUUUGCCAUUAUGAACUGACUGAGGCUCUUCCACAAGGAAAGAUAAACGAGCCAUCAACUGAAUGGCUACGGUAUAAUCCAGGACUUCUUAACACACAACCACCUUUACAAUUCAAAGAAGCACAUGUCAGUGGCCAUGCCUUUGUAACAGCUGAGCAAAUUCUGGCUCCAUUAGCUUUACCAGAACAAGCAUUAUUAAUCCCACUAGAAACCCAUGACAGAUUCAAAGAUCUGCCAUGUGAGGCCUACCAACAUAUUAUACAGCCAAGCAUGCUGGCCAACAAGGUCAAAUUUACCUUUCCUCCAACUGCCCUUCCACCCCCUAGCACACCUCUGCAGCCUUUAACUUUGCAACAGCCCUUAUGUUCUACCUCUGUAACUAGGAUCCACCACACUGUUUUGCAGCAGCAUGCAGCAGCCGCAGCCGCCGCCGCCGCUGCUGCAGCUGCAGGAACCUUUAAAGUGCUUCAGCCACACCAACAGUUACUUUCUCAAGUCCCAUCUUUAUCUAGAACAUCAUUACCUCAGAUUUCAGUAGGACCUAGGCUUUUUCCUGGGAACCACCAGACUUUUGUGGCUCCUCCUCAAAUGCCAAUAAUUCCAGCUUCAGUUCUUCAUUCUAGUCACUUAGCUUUCCCACCUUUAUCCAAUACACUCUUCCCUUCCCUGCUUUCCCCACACCCUACAGUCAUUCCUCUGCAACCUCUCUUUUAA